AGUCAUUAUUCUCUCUACCGCUAUUCAGCCCAGGUCCCGUUUGCUCAUUGUUAUUCUGCCCGAGUGAGUGAGUGAGCGAAUGAGAGAGGGAGAAAGAGAGGGAUAGUGAGCGAGAGAGUGAGGACAUUGUGAGAGAAAGGGAGAGUGGUAAAGAGAGACAGAGAACGGAAGAGAACUGAGGCUUCUAACCGUAGGGAGUCUGAUGUAGCGGUCGGGGUUUAUUCGCGGUGAAUUUUCUGUCCGGGGUGUGUGCGUGAAGGCAUGUUGCUAAUCAGCUCAACAGUGAGUAGAGUUACAGAACGGCACCAAAAGUCUGACGCCGAUUUGUGUGAGUAACAAUUAAAAAAGGGAGAGAGAGCGAAGUCGGGGGGGAGAUUGAGAUUUAGUGCACUGCUGGGUGAAACAACCCCCCACUACCGAAGGGGAAAACAAUAGAAGAAAAGAAAAAAGGCAAACGGCGUUUCGGUCAUCUGUUUUUUUUUCAACAAUGAGCUCAGAAAAGGGGACUUCAGUCUGCUGUUGUAAAGCCUAAUUCCCUAAGAUACAGGGGAGGAGACUACAAGACGUAAACAUUCUGAAACACCAUGUCUCGUUCAGACGAGGUCAACAAGAUGACAGAAAACGUGUAUAAGGGGAUUCUGGACCAGUUCAACCCCAGUCUGAAGAACUUUGUGACCAUGGGGAAACACUAUGAGAAAGCCCUGACCGGCGUGACGGUAGCAGCCAAGGGAUACUUCGAUGGUCUGGUCAAACUGGGAGAACUGGCCAGCGACAGCCAAGGGUCCAAAGAACUGGGAGACACGUUAUUCCAGAUGGCCGAGGUGCACAGGCAGAUUCAGGUUCAACUGGAGGACGUGUUGAAGCUGUUCCAUUCUGAGCUGCUGUCCCAGUUGGAGCAAAAGCUGGAGUUGGACAUUAAAUAUCUUACCGCCACGUUGAAGAAAUAUCAGAGUGAGCGCAAGUCGAAGUCGGAAUCUAUCGAGCGCUGCCAAUCACAGCUCAAGAAGCUGCGCAGGAAGAGCCAGGGCAGUCGCCACCCCAACAAGUACGGAGAUAGGGAGAUGCAGUAUGUGGAGCUAAUGAGUCGUCGUCAGGCUGAGCUGGACACGCUGGUUGCUGUGGGUUACCGCUCGGCGCUGACGGAGGAGAGGAGACGAUACUGCUUCCUGGUGGACCGCCAGUGUUCCGUCACCAAGCUGCUCAUCAACUACCACUGCAAGGUGAGAGAGCUCCUGUCACAGAAGCUGUCCUCAUGGCAACAGUCAUGCUCCCAGCCAACCAGACUACCUGAACGGGCGCUCAACCUGCUGCGUCACACCGCCCCUCAGGGCUCUGGGGCAUCUGGGAUAGCUGAGCUCCUCCGACACGCCAAACUGGGCGCUGCACAGCCAGAACAGAGGCUGUCAGUACAGGAGGUGCCUCCCUUGUUGAAUGGUGGCUCCCAGCAGCAGAGACCCAUCCCCUCUUCUUCCCAGAGUGACAUCCCCCCUCCCCAAAACUCCCCCGGACCCCAGACCUUCCGCUCCCUCGCUGCCACUGGAGGGGCUAUUGGAGGGAGUGGGGCAGGCUCCCCUCAGCAGACCAGCACACCUAUUAGUGUCUCAGCUAGCCCCAAUGCUAACAACAACACAAGUGCUAAUGCUAUCACUACUGCUAACACUCCCACCACUUCAUCCACCUCCUCCUCCACGGUUGGCUCCAGCCAAGCCCAGCAGACCUCUCUUCUCCUGGCCACCAGCACCUCCAGCCUUUCUCCUAGUCUAAUCCCCUCCACUGUGCUUUCUCUCAGCCAGGGCUCCCCAUCCUACUCCUCCCUACAGGGCCUGGCCCUACCGCUGUCCCUCAGUGCCCCUCACAGUCCUCCACUACCCCACAGUGCACCUCUCUCCAGAGCCAUAACCCCCUCGCUGCACCACCAGGGAGUGCUAGGAGGAGGGAACACACCAUUGCUAUCCCAUAAUCCUAUGCUGAUGAAGGCAGCGGAGAUGUAUGGAACGUCUACACUGCCAUUGCCUAGGAGACCAGUCAGCGAGGCCCGGGUGGGAGGGUUUAUGGGUUCCACUCUGCCCAGAGACAGAGUUCUCCCUCUCUCCAGCCCGUCUCGUGUGGAAGCCAUAUUUGCCCACGCUCCUGGGGGUUCAGAGGGCAGUGGAGUGGGCGGGGCCUGCUUACUUCACUUCCUGCCAGGCGACGCUCUCAGCCUCCUCAUCUCUGAGCCCAGAGACGGGUGGCACUAUGGCCAGAACGAACGGACGGGACGGAAAGGCUGGUUCCCUUUCUCCUUCACUCAGCCUUACCCCAACACCUUGGAUCCCCUCGACAGCAGCUCCCCGCUCCUCUCUAAGGUCAACAGUACCAGUACGGGUCAGUUAGACAAGCUGGUCUCUCCUGGCCUGCCUGCCUUGACCCCUGAGUCCGAGGAGGAGCGCUCAUUCCCCCCUCAGAGGGUCAGCACCUUCCGCCCGCGCCCAUACAGCAUGGCCGACUCCAACCAGGUCAGCCUGAGGCCGAAGGUCAGAGGUGAAGGGGUAGAGUGGGCAGGGCCCCCUGACCGACCGGCUCUGUCAAUGCUGAUGCAAGAGCUCUCCUCAGACUUCGCCUCUCCUCCACCCUCCCCAACCUGGACCAACCCAUUUGCCCAUGUCCGGCUCAGAAAGACGGUGACCAAUGAUCGCUCUGCACCCAUCAUCGAAUAGGACAUGGUCUCCUUGAACAGGCAACCAAUGGAGAGGUGUUAAUAGGAAACAUUCAUGUGUUUUGAAUUUGUUCUCAGAGUCCAGUAACUGUGUUGGUUGAGUUCUCAACUGUUGAGCCUUAAGAGAAAGCCUUAAGUAAACCUUUCUGUUCAUGUUGGUUAUUUACAAGUGCUGAUUAGAUGUGUAUUAAUCAGGCAUAAGUCAAACUACAGACACUUAUGUGGUUUUAUUUUGAAGAUCGAAGAAUCAAAGCUGAAAUUUGAGUGACAACAGUAAUUGUCAAAGACACUUUGGACAAAAUUAGAUCUUGAAUAGAAAUCCACCAUAGUAUUUGAGAAUUAUAGAGUAAAAAGAUGAGUGUGAGAAUUGGAAUUUAAAAAGCUCUGUGAUGUUAGUAAAAACACAAACGGAUGACGGCCAUUUUGUCGGCAUGUCCAACAUUAACAUUUGAGCCCUGGGCAUUACUGAUCAUUUUAUAAUGUUAUUUUCAUUUUACAACACUUUUCUAGAAGUAACCUUGGUAGAAAAUGUUCAUUAUGUUUUUUUGUCUGUACCCGUUCAGGGACUGGUUCCUGGUAGCAGCCUGUAGUCGGGUAAUAGUUGAAUGAAUUAUAUCAUACUUUACUUGUACCAUUAGGAAUUGUCUUAAAGGACAGGCUCCUGUUUUAUCAGUAUUUUCAUUGAGGAGGAUUUUUGAGAAGAGAUAUGCAGAGAUAUGUGUGUAUGAUCCAGGAAAAUCCAAACAUGUUGAAGAAUUGUCAUUAUUUUUUUUUCAUUGUUGGGAUUCAAUAAGAGUAUGUUUAAACACAUUGUUAGCUAGGCAGAUGUAUUUUCACGAUAGAUGCAGACCUACCAAUCACUUGUUGAUUUAUCACAUUUGUACAACUUCAUUUACAUGUUCUCUGUAUGGAGAUUUAAAGAAAAGUGUAUUGAUGUUGCUUACUGAUGUCAUCAGCACAAUGCUGGGUAGGAAAUAGUUCAAGUUUAAACACUAAUAUUCUUUUAAUAAUAAUUUGUUUUAAUGUGCGGUAGGAUUUGUAUAAGGAAUUAUAUUUUUAAGAUCAACUGAUCAAUUUACAAAGGCAAUUGAUAUGUUAUACACAGAAAUAUGUUGCAUUGCAAAGCUAUUGCUGCUAGUUUAUGAUGUGUAGAUUGUAUUGAACGUUUACCUUCAAGAGUCUCUGUUAUCUACAGAAACGUAUUAAUAGAAGUAAGAAGGAGCAACCGUACAGAUGUAGGAUCUUUAUUUGCUCACUCUUUUGUUGGUGAGAAUGUUCCUGCAUAGCAGGAAAUGCAAACUUGUAGUGUAUUUUAGUUUUAAAAAGGCUUCUAAAGUGAGUCUAUCAACCCCUACAAAAAAUGUAGAUUAAUUCACAUUUCUUGUUGCUGCAGGAUUAUUUUCCUGCAACUGGCUAAAAUUUAGAUCUUACAUCUGUAACAAUGCAUCCCUGUGGGGUGAACUGUACUUCUAUUUGUAUUGGACAGGUAGAAAAGGAAAGAAACAGUGGAGGGUUUGGAGGAUGGCUUUUCCUGUAAAGUAGGUUUGAGAAAUUGGCAUUGUGUUGAGGGAUAAAAGUAUAAGAAAAGAGAUGGAUUCAGCUCGUUUGUUUUUACUAGUGUCUUCUCGAUUGAUUUCAAAUUCGACUCCAACAGAUUGUUCACAUCUAGCAGAUUUUAGCUGCACGUUUACCAAUUGCAAACAGUACAGAACCUUAUUUAAAGGGCGAAGACUUAUUGUGUUUAUGAAGUCUAACUUUGAAAGUGUUGAGGAAAGUAUUUGGAAAGUGGAACAGUGUGUGAGCAAGUGUCAAUGGUAAACUAGAUGUAGAAAGUAGUAUUUUUCUCUCACUUUCUCCAUGUCUGGUAUCUCUCUAGUCUGUCAUCUGGUAUCUCGCUAGUGUCUCUGUCAUCUGGUAUCUCUCUAGUCUGUCAUCUGGUAUCUCGCUAGUGUCUCUGUCAUCUGGUAUCUCGCUAGUGUCUCUGUCAUCUGGUAUCUCGCUAGUGUCUCUGUCAUCUAGAAAACUGCAGUUGAGAGAUUCAGGGUGGAAAUAUGUGGCUGGGUAAAUUGAGUUUCUCUGUAUGAUCUUUAUUCUGAUUUCCGGCCCUUACAGUGUAUAGUUCCUUCUCUCCUCAUGUUUCUGUAUCGUAUUAAGUUGCAUCUCUAACCUAGCCUGUGAAAUGAUUGACUUUGUUGCUAUGGUAAUUCUAACACCCAAUAAAUAACAUUGCUGUUGAUUUAAAUACUUAGUAUAGUGAAAUCACAUAGUUGAAGUUUACUUAUGUUUGUACAAAUUGAAAAAAAUAAAAAUACGUUUUUGAUCUUG
Messenger RNA from Salmo salar (Atlantic salmon), 5020 nucleotides. RefSeq names its product I-BAR_IMD_IRSp53 and SH3_Irsp53_BAIAP2L domain-containing protein. Lineage: Eukaryota; Metazoa; Chordata; Actinopteri; Salmoniformes; Salmonidae. Gene Ontology annotation, molecular function: protein binding; cytoskeletal adaptor activity. Gene Ontology annotation, biological process: positive regulation of actin filament polymerization; actin crosslink formation; plasma membrane organization. The record is from RefSeq and is a predicted model, not a curated record. Gene Ontology annotation, cellular component: cytosol; nucleoplasm.